AUGUCCGCCGUUGAAGUGCUCGAGCCAUCGCUCUCACUCUCGCGCACGAACUCCAAGAAAGAUUUCGCCGAGGACGCCCUCGACGCCCCGCCCGUCCUCGACUCCCAGGAGCCCGCUCCAGCUAUCUCCUCGCGCCCACCGCUCGACUACUCGUCAGCGAGUGCGUUGGUGGCUAGUCUGUGGCAUCGCUUUGAGAGCCUGUGGACGAAGCGCUUCGUUCUCUCGCUCCUUGCUGGGCAGCUGGUAUCGCUGUGCAUCACCUGCACGAACGUUACGACGACAGAGCUCGUCGAUCGGAACUGGUCCCUUCCGACGACGCAGACGUGGUUCCUGUACUUUUCUAUCUUCAUUGUUUACACGCCGUAUACGAUAUAUCAAUAUGGGUUCAAGGGGUGGCUGAAGAUGAUUUAUAAAGACGGCUGGAGAUAUAUCAUUCUGGGUGCAUGUGAUGUCGAGGGAAACUUCCUGGCCGUAAAGGCGUACAACUAUACUACCCUCCUCUCGUGCGAGCUCCUCGACGCCUGGGCGAUCCCAUCCUGUAUUUUCUUCUCGUGGGUGUACAUGCGUCCAAAAUACAAAUGGUCGCAGGUCCUUGGUGUGCUCGUCUGCAUCGGCGGGCUGGGAAUGCUCGUCGCCUCAGACGAACUCACCGACAAGGACUGGCACGCACUCAGCCGUGCCAAGGGCGAUGCGUUCAUGAUUGUUGGCGCAACAUUGUACGGAUUCACGAACGCAACGGAAGAAUUCUUUGUGCGCCAGUCUCCGCUAUAUGAGGUUGUGGGCCAGCUAGGUAUGUGGGGUAUGAUUAUCAACGGCAUCCAAGCUGCCGGCCUCGAACAUAAGCAAAUUCGCGAGGCAAACUGGGACGGAAAGAACAUUGGAAUUCUUGUCGCGUACACGGCAUCGAUGUUCAUCUUGUACACUGUCGCGCCGAUGCUCUAUCGUAUGGCGUCGUCCGCAUACUACAACCUAAGCAUCCUCUCAAGUGACUUUUACGGGCUUCUCUUUGGACUCUUCCUCUUCCACUAUCAGCCAUACUGGCUGUACUUCCCCGCCUUCGCUGUGGUCAUCGUUGGGUUGAUCAUCUACUUCUGGAGCUCACCACCCGAGGCGCAGGGUAAGAUCGAGCCUCGUGCUCCAAAGUAUGUAGAGAAGAGGGGCGACCCGUUGCAUUUCGUCGCAGGGCAGGUGUAA
This is a messenger RNA of Fibroporia radiculosa, 1194 nucleotides long. RefSeq lists its product as uncharacterized. Gene Ontology annotation, biological process: transmembrane transport. Gene Ontology annotation, cellular component: membrane. Gene Ontology annotation, molecular function: transmembrane transporter activity. Lineage: Eukaryota; Fungi; Basidiomycota; Agaricomycetes; Polyporales; Fibroporiaceae. The transcript has 9 exons. The record is from RefSeq and is a predicted model, not a curated record. Bases 1 to 1194 code for a protein of 397 amino acids.